Messenger RNA from Symbiodinium sp. CCMP2456, 1461 nucleotides. Lineage: Eukaryota; Dinophyceae; Suessiales; Symbiodiniaceae. The record is from the annotation of a GenBank genome assembly.
AUGCAGGAAGAUGGUGGUGAGGAAGAAAAUCAUGACAAUGAUGAAGAUGAGCAUGAAGCAGAGCAGACGUCGCAGCAGCGUGCCCUCUUCGCCGAGCAUAGAGCCCGAGCUCAGGCUCAGAGUGCGUUAGCCACUCCAAAGGUGCUUGAGUUCUUCGACUCGCCGCUGGUGCGUGAGACGCUUCGCCACUGCUGCGAGGACCUGGCCGAGGAGCCUGCAGAGAGCCUCCUGCGGCGCUACCGGGCGGAGGCAAGGGCAUCGGAACUCGCUCAUGCAUUUCCCGCGAAUAGCAUCGAGGCCAUGUGGCCAGAUGUCACCAUUGAUGAGGUUCACAAAGAGCCUUGGUUUCUGAAUGAGUGGCAGGCUGGCCUUCUUCAGCACUCCAACUUCUCGGGUGGGCCGAAGGCCGUGAACGACUUGACACAGCAGCAGAUCUACGGCUGCCGACCUUUCGCCGGAUCCGGGCCAACUUGGAAAGAAGCUGCGGAGCGCUUGAUCUACAUUGCUCACAACAUGCUCCGAUUAGAUUUCGGCUCCCUGCCCGGAUUUGGCGACGUGACGGCCGUGUUCAACACCACGCUGGUGCGCGACAUGGUCAUCAUUUCUCCGCACGACACAGGUCAGUAUGGUAUGGCGUGCCUCGAUGAGGGUGUGCCUGGCAAUUUCACGCCACCACCGCUGAACUGCUCUGCUUGGCCCGGACAAGUUCUGGGCACCAUGGACCACUUGGACCACCUCAUACUGCCUAAUCUCUACAUGGCCUACAACACUUCAGCAACUCUUCCGUUUCCAUUUAAUGCCAGCGGCAAUCGCUCGGUCCGGAACUCCAUUCGGGCACUCUUCCAACGAUCCGCAAUAUCGAAGGUGGCGUACGAGGACAUACCACCUCUGGAUUUUUGGGCCUCCUUCCAGUUCCUGGAGGCAAACCUGCUUGGCAACCCUCGGCUCCCCGAAUCGGUGAAGUAUCUCAUUGGCAACUUCCAGGAGAUCUUUGGCACUCCCGAGGGCCGAGCACUGCAGCGACUGGCUGCACACCGCGCCUGGCCUCUCUUUUGGGCAGUUGGGAGCUACAUGCCAUUCCUACCCCAGCAGAUGGUCAACACUACCAUGGCUUCAAAUCGGCGCAUUGCAGACCCCGCCAACGCAGCCAACUUCACCGACGCUGCCGUCCCUGCAGGGGCUACGGCCACGUUUGAGGAGGUCUGGUCCAAGAUUGAGGAGGCACGCGCCUCCCGAAAGCUCACGGAGGCAGACGUGGCGGAAGCGCGGCGCGGUGGCAGUGCUGGUCAUGUGGGUCCAGGCAUUGAAGCGCGGCUUCGGACUUGGGGCUCAAGAGUUUCAGCUUGGCGAGCUUCCGGCCCGCACUUCUGGAUGAACUGCAACAUGUCGAGGGCUAGAAAGAGAUGGAGAGCUAGGCCGUGUCUCUUGAGCUCUCUCCACAUCAAGACAGGGUGUGCUUGA